CCGUAAAUACCGUAAAGGGCAGUCCGUUGGUAACGAACUCUUCUCUGCAAAACUAUAAACAGAGGUCACGCUCCUCAUUCUUCUUCAUCACUUCCCCCAUUUCCACUUGCAAAAAGAAACGAAAUAAUGGCUUUCUUAGUGAAUGCUGUGAAAUUGUACUUCAAUAGGAAUUGGAGAAGACAAGACAUGAUGAGUUCAGCACCAAUUCCGGAGCACGCUCGCACAAGAUUGAACAGGGUGUAUCUUACUCUCUUCUGUGCCACAUCGGCCGCUGCUUAUGGAUCACACUUGGAAGCAGGGGGGCUGUUCACAGUCCUUUGUUCUGAAGCAAGUUUACUCUGGCUUUACUUCACACCACCAUGGAGAGUGUGGAAGAGGGUUUUGCUCUUGAUAGUUGCUGCCUUUUGCUUCGGUGCUUCUGUUGGCACUUCUACCAAGUGUUUCUUUGAAAUCGAUCAACUCGUUGUCGUUAGAUUUUUGCAAGGUGCAGCAAUUGUCUUUGGAUGUUUCUGGUUUGCAGCCCGGACAUGUAGGGAAAGGAGCCAAAUCUACACCACUGUCCUGAUUGAAACUUGUACUCUAAUGCUAAUGUUGUUUGACAUUACUCAGUGGAUGUUAAAGGUAUACGUUCUGCUGGCAUUGUUCAUGGGGUACCUUGUUCUAUAUAGCCAAGAGAUACUGUACGAUGCUCACUUUGGAGAAAUUGACUUUGUUAACUGCGCAUUCACUGUCUUCUUCUGUUUACCAGCUAUUAUGGUCCAUGCUGUAAGACUUUGCCUGGAUGCAAACAUUGAGCAACACGGACAGAAUUAAUACAGAUACACUUGGAACUAUAGAACAAUAGAAAGUAGAAUACAGAUGGGGAACAAUGAUGAACAAAUAUGCCUUUGUGAUGACUACAUUUUACGGAUUGAAUGAGGAAUUCAUAGUCUGAAGCCAAGUGGUUUGAAUAUUUCUUGGCAAAUACUGAUAUACUUUGUGAUUAAGAAAAUUUUGAAUAGAAUAUACUACUGCAUAA
Messenger RNA from Solanum dulcamara, 1018 nucleotides. RefSeq names its product bax inhibitor 1-like. The record is from RefSeq and is a predicted model, not a curated record. The transcript has 5 exons. Lineage: Eukaryota; Viridiplantae; Streptophyta; Magnoliopsida; Solanales; Solanaceae. Gene Ontology annotation, cellular component: membrane. The coding region runs from base 127 to 813 and encodes 228 amino acids.